Penicillium argentinense is the source of this 927-nucleotide messenger RNA. RefSeq lists its product as uncharacterized. The transcript is spliced from 4 exons. Lineage: Eukaryota; Fungi; Ascomycota; Eurotiomycetes; Eurotiales; Aspergillaceae. The coding region runs from base 1 to 927 and encodes 308 amino acids. The record is from RefSeq and is a predicted model, not a curated record. Gene Ontology annotation, molecular function: oxidoreductase activity.
AUGCAACAGGAAGUAGAAAGAACUUCUCGGGGACCUCAGGCCCAGUUCCAGCAGGGACAUCAAAUCCCGGUUGAACAUCACAAAAAGCCCGGCCUGCAAGAUGAAAUGGAAAAUCCGAAGCCCACCUCAACCAAACUCCCGACCGAGGAUUCUGGGUACCAAACAUAUAAAGCAGCAGGCAAGCUUGAGGGCAAAAAGGCUAUUAUAACUGGCGGUGACUCCGGAAUUGGAAGAGCCACAGCCAUUUUGUAUGCGAUGGAAGGCGCCACCAGCCUUAUCACUUAUCUACCUGAAGAAGAGAAGGAUGCCAAGGAAACAGUCAGACGAGUUGAGGAACUUGGCAAAAAAUGCCAUUCUCUUGCCUUGGACUUGCGAACCAAGGAGAACUGCAAGAAGGUAGUUGACAUCGCUCUGGAAUUGCUCGGCGGUAUCGAUAUUCUCGUCAACAAUGCCGGGACUCAAAAUAUGGUCGAGGAUAUCAAGGAUCUCGAUGAGGAUCAAUGGGAUUCUACAUUCCAGACAAACAUCUAUUCGGUGUUCUACCUCUCGAAGUAUACACUGCCUCAUCUGAAGAAUGGCUCAACCAUCAUCAACUGCGCCUCCAUCAACGCCUACAUUGGACGCCCAGACCUCCUUGAUUAUACCUCCACAAAGGGUGCUCUGGUUUCAUUUACUAGAGGUCUGUCCAACCAGCAGGUGAAGAACGGAAUUCGGGUCAAUGCUGUGUGCCCCGGCCCAGUCUGGACUCCCCUUAUCCCGGCAACUAUGAAUACCAAUGCGAUGGAGCAGUUUAGUGGAACUCCGAUGGGCCGACCGGGUCAGCCGAGUGAGAUUGCCACUUGCUUUGUGUUCCUGGCUAGCCAGGAUAGCAGUCUUAUUUCAGGGCAAUGUCUUCAUCCCAAUGGGGGUGUUGUGGUUAAUGGUUAG